AUGGUUAUCACUACUAAAUCUUCCUCUAAUAACCACCCUCCGAUAAUCGCGCCGUCAUCGUCGGCGCCGCCGGAUGAUGAGGCUGUUAUCACUAAUUUCACGCCGAAAACCCUUCCUUCCCCGUGGGCUCAGGUUGUUCGCGGCGGCGAGGUGGAAUCGCCUACUGGCAUUCAUCAAUCUCUGCCUUCGUCAUCGUCGUCUUCCUCGUCGUCUCUGACUGCAGGUGCUGCCGAUCAAGCGCUGUCUUCUGAUCAUUCAUCGAAGGAGAUAUCUACUUUGCAGCAGUCAAAGGAGGUUUCUGCUCCGCCUGCUCCGCAGCCGCCGGUGGUGGAGAACUCCGGUAAGACAGUAGAUACCUCCGAUGGUAGUGAUGGCAAUGCAGGUCGUUCUAAGAAGCCUGCAUGGAACAAACCCUCUAACGGAGUGGUCAUCGAGACUGGUCCUGUCAUGGGUGCUGAAUCCUGGCCUGCUUUGUCUGAAUCCACUAAAAUUUCUGCUAAAUCGAUAGCUGAAUCGGCCUCCAAAGUUGCUUCUGCUGAUGGAUCAACUUCCACUUCUCAGGGGCCUGUAAUUUCACACCCUCCUCAGAGACAUGGUACUAGUAACCCUAGACCUGGUUCAGCAGCAAACAGUAAUAUGCCCAAUAGGCCUAGACCUAUUAGGCCGGUAGGUGGCAUCAACAUCGGGCACGGUCCUUCUCAUACUCAAAGUAGCUUAUCCAACCCUCCUACUCCUCCACCACUGCCUCCCUUUCCUGUAUAUCAGCUCCCUCCAGUUAACUUUCGGAAUAUGGGGCCAAGUAUCCCUGACUCUUCUCCAAGAGAUCAUCACCGAAACAAUACCUGGGAUGCAAGACCAUUGGUAGGGGGUUCCUCUCGCAGGGGUAGUUUUGGGUCCCGCACACGAGGAGAUGGUUCCUAUCAUCAUAAUAGUUAUAGUAACAGGCGUGAUCAAGAUCGGGGAAAUUAUGUGAGUUCUAGAGAUGCUCAUGUUUCCCAACCAAGGAUGCCUCCCAGAGGAAUAUUGAGGCACCCACCACCACCACCACCACCAAGUACUGCUGCAUUUUUGGGCCCUCAGCCCAUUGCACCCUUUCCAAACCCUGUUGCUUAUCCUGAUGUGUAUUACUUUCCAGCAGUCCCGUUGGAUCCUUUUAGGGGCAUGCCAUUCUUUCCCCCCAGCCCUUCUCCUGCAACAGUCUACCCUGCUGCAGAAUCUUCUUUCUCCAAUGUGAUAGUCAACCAGAUUGAUUAUUACUUUAGUGAUACUAAUCUGGUGAAAGAUGAGUUUUUAAAGCAAAAUAUGGAUGAAGAGGGUUGGGUUCCAAUUACCGUGAUAGCAAACUUCCCCCGGGUUAAAAGUUUGACAAGCAACGUUCAGUUGCUUCUGGAUUCAAUGAAAAAUUCAACUGUUGUGGACGUCAGGGGUGACAAAUUGAGAAGACGUUAUGACUGGGUGAAAUGGUCGUCCACUUCUCAGGUUCAAGUUGAUUCUGGUUCAGUUUCAUCUGGUGAAUCGAGCUACAAUAACCUCGCUGCGGAUUUGCAAACAAUCAAUCUGGAAACAACAACUAGAGCUGAAGGGAGUAGAGGUGGUAUGAAAGUUGAUUCUCUCUACGGUGACUUGGCUCGAUUUUGA
This is a messenger RNA of Lathyrus sativus (Indian pea), 1638 nucleotides long. The record is from the annotation of a GenBank genome assembly. NCBI's taxonomy places the organism in Eukaryota, Viridiplantae, Streptophyta, Magnoliopsida, Fabales, Fabaceae.